AUGUCCCGCCCCUCGCGCUUCUGGGCCCCCGCGCCCCCACCCGCGACCAAGCUCGGCCGCCAUCGCCGCCUCGCGCCCCUCGCCGGCAUCCACGUCUCGCCCAUCUGCCUCGGCGCUAUGAGCAUCGGCGACCAGUGGGGCCAGUACGGCAUGGGCGAGAUGGACAAAGACCGCAGCUUCCGCCUGCUGGACGCGUUCUACGCCGCGGGCGGCAACUUUGUUGACACUGCGAACGCGUACCAGGACGAGACGUCCGAGCGCUUCCUCGGCGAGUGGAUGGCCGCGCGCGGCGUGCGCGAUCAGAUGGUCAUUGCAACGAAGUAUUCGACGAACUACAAGCGCGCGGCGGACCUCCCGCAAAAGUCGACGUACGUCGGCAAUAACAUGAAGUCGCUCUACCUCUCCGUCGAGGCCUCGCUCUCGAAGCUGCAGACGGACUACAUCGACAUUCUCUACUUGCACUGGUGGGAUUGGGAAUGCAGCAUCGAGGAGGUCAUGAACGGCCUGCACCACCUCAUCGCACAGAGGAAGGUGCUCUACCUAGGAGUCUCCGACACGCCCGCGUGGGUGGUCUCAAAAGCCAACACGUACGCGCGCCUCACGGGCAAGACGCCCUUCGUGCAUGACUUUGAGCGCGAAUUCAUUCCUAUGGCGCGCGAGGAAGGGAUGGCGCUCGCGCCGUGGAACGUCCUUGCGGCAGGCAGGAUCCGUACCGAUGAAGAGGAGGAGCGGCGGCGUGAGACGGGCGAGCUGGGCCGCAGGACUGCCUCAAACGAGUGGGAGCGCACUCCCGAUCAGAGAAGGGUGUGCCAGGCGCUGGAGAAGGUCGCCCAGGAGGUGGGCGCGCCGAGCAUCACGUCCGGUUGGCGAUCGCCGUACGUGUUCCCAAUCGUCAGCGGACGCAAGGUCGAGCACCUGAUGGACAACAUUGCCGCGCUGGACAUCGCGCUGAGCCCCGCGCAGAUCGCGCACCUCGAGGAUGUGCUCCCGUUUGACGUCGGCUUCCCUACCUCGAUGAUUGGGGACGGCUCGGAGUUCAUCGCCAUGUACAAAGCGUCGGGCCAAUUUGACAGGUGGCCGACCCAGCAUGCGAUCCGCCCGGCGGAGUAG
Molecule: messenger RNA, 1110 nt
Organism: Postia placenta MAD-698-R-SB12
Lineage: Eukaryota; Fungi; Basidiomycota; Agaricomycetes; Polyporales; Adustoporiaceae
Exons: 9
Coding region: 1-1110 (369 amino acids)
Source: RefSeq, a predicted model, not a curated record